UACUAGCCCACCAGUCUCAGAGACGGAAUCAGUGACGGGCCAGAGCAUCCCCUGCCUCCACCAUGAAACUCGCUGUCAGCCUCACCCUGGUCACGCUGGCUCUCUGCUGCAGCUCCGCUUCCGCAGAGAUCUGCCCCACCUUUCUGCGCGUCAUUGAAUCCCUGUUCCUGGACACACCCUCCAGUUUUGAGGCUGCCAUGGGAAUUUUCAGCCCGGAUCAAGACACGAGUGAGGCAGUGGCUCAGCUGAAGAAGCUGGUGGACACCCUCCCUGCAAAGGCCAGAGACAGCAUCGUUAAGCUCAUGGAAAAAAUAGACAAAAGCUUACUGUGUCAUUAGGAUUUAGAAGCUGAAGAUCCCCAACUGCUCCAGCCCCUGCCGCUGCCGUGCUUUGAGUCCACACCCACCAGUCUUGCUCCCUUCAAUAAACCACAAGCAUCUCA
Molecule: messenger RNA, 442 nt
Organism: Piliocolobus tephrosceles (Ugandan red Colobus)
Lineage: Eukaryota; Metazoa; Chordata; Mammalia; Primates; Cercopithecidae
Gene: SCGB1A1
Product: secretoglobin family 1A member 1
Exons: 3
Coding region: 63-338 (91 amino acids)
Biological process (GO): signal transduction
Cellular component (GO): cytoplasm
Source: RefSeq, a predicted model, not a curated record